This is a messenger RNA of Paramecium sonneborni, 564 nucleotides long. Lineage: Eukaryota; Ciliophora; Oligohymenophorea; Peniculida; Parameciidae. The record is from the annotation of a GenBank genome assembly.
UUUCAAUAUUGUAGUUCAUGAUGAUAAUUAAUAUUAUUAUAUUAAUAAAUGGAACAGAUAGAAAGCGUUGAAGGAAAGUUAUUUUAUAAAAUAUAUAUGUUAUGCAAAGGGAAUUAGAUAAAUGAGUAUUAGAAGGGAAAAUUAAAAGGUAAUUGACAAAAAUGAAAAUAAAUUAGAUUUGGUUAUUCAGAGAGACAAAAGAAUAGGAGUGGCUAUGAAUUAGUAUCUAGAAGACAGAGAUGAAUUUCGUUUACUUGAGAACUUUCAUAAUUAUUCUGGGGAAGAAUAUUCUCCGAAAAGUUGUAAUAAUUUAUCGGACGACGUUUCAAUUGGAAGUUCUAGUAAAUACAAAGGAAAAAGACCUGCUAAAAUGCAAUUACCUUUAAAGACAUUCAUGAUAAAUUUGAGGAAGUAUGAUGAAUCAUUUGCUGAAUUUAGAAAUACUGAUGUAACUACUAGUUCUAAAGGAUUUUAUACAAGUACAGCUAGAUCUGGAGGUAAUAGAAACUAUUCAAAUUUUAAUGAGAGAUUCUAAUAAUCUAAUUGGAGUGAAUGCGAAUGAUU